This is a messenger RNA of Pseudo-nitzschia multistriata, 1588 nucleotides long. NCBI's taxonomy places the organism in Eukaryota, Bacillariophyta, Bacillariophyceae, Bacillariales, Bacillariaceae. The record is from the annotation of a GenBank genome assembly.
AAACGACGAGAAGUUAAUUGUUUUGAAUUACACCCUGCUCCUGAAAAUCAUAGUACAAGUUUGGUCCUUCCUAAAUCUGCUUUGGUCAUUAAAAAGAGAGAUUUUCUUUUUCACUGGAGAAAUCGGAUUGUCAAUUUGGCAAAAAUUGAAAAUGGGAACGUAAAGAUAAACACAGAUCAAAAGCAGCAGGGUUGUAAUCCGAUUGUAUUGCUCAAAUUCUAUGGGUUGACGGAUUUAUUAGCAAAGUCGACUGUCCCAAGCAAUGUAAACUUUGGUUACAUGCCCACUCUACAGGAUAAAAAAGAAAUGUUACGUAGAAGAUCAGUGGAAAUGCCAAAGUUAGAAGACCUUCUCACAGUUGUCGUCACAACAUCACCUGUGAAAUCGAAUCCUUCGACAGAGCUCUUAGAAAAAGUCUUUGACACAUUCAAAAAGUGCGGUCACGACUUCGCCUAUAAAUGCCAUAAAGUUAUUAUUUGCGAUGGCACUAGACAGCGCGAUGAAUCGACUACAAAGAAACAUACCAAUGAUAAACAAAGUAUGCGAAAUGGGAUUGUUACAGCGGAUCAAAACAAGAAUUAUUUYGCCUUCAAACAAAAUUUAAAACAGCUCUGCCAAGAACACGGUGAAUCAACGGUUUUGUCUCCUUUCAAUCAUACCACUGUCAGCGAACUUGAUGUUAGGCAGGGCUAUGGCUUCGCUUUGAGACAUGCUCUGAGGGAAUGUGUGGAUACCCCCUUUGUGAUAGUGAUUCAGCACGACCGAACAUUUAUGAGGCCGACUCCAAUCGCCGAGACUAUACGGGCCAUGUGGUAUAAUUCAAAUAUCAAAUACGUUGGAAUGAGUAUGCGAAGCAAUCUCAUGAUGCGCGACCAGUUUCUUGGCCGAUAUGGAGUAUCUUAUUCGGAUGAAAUGCUUGACUGCAUCCUUCGCCCUCCUGAGUUACUCUUGGACGCAAAAAAGUAUGGUCCCAACAGCGAGUCAGCUGCAGAGAUCGACUAUGAAGAUGGAGGAGAAAAGCUCCGCACAAAUUUGCUUGCCUUGGCAGAGACUUACAAGGGAUCGCAGCAAUAUAUCGAUAACUCUGAAUGGCUCAAAUCGUCUAAUGUGCCAGGAGAUAAGUGCCAGCUAUCCCUGUCUCCCACACUCUUCUGGUACGACAACGUUCAUAUUUGCGAGACGCGACACUAUCGGGAUUUCAUAUUCGACCCUGAAUACAGGAUGGUGGUGAAAGGAGGCUUCGUUGAAGAUAAACUCAGUCCCGUCAUCAAGAAGACGGUAGAACGACUUGGACUUAAAGAUGGACACUCCCGCUUUGGUUGUUUUUUGCUUGACGACUAUUCCGGAUUUUUCUUCACUGGCCACUUGGAUGGUGGUAGUUACAUGACUCCGCAACAAAAGCAACAACUCAUCGACAUUCAUCGGCUAUCAAACGCAAAGAAGAAGAAGGAGAAGAGACAGGAUAAAAACAAUGCGAACGACUGAAAUUCAGCUGGUUAAACAUCGUAAGUAGAUUAAUGACGGGAGUCAUAUAUUUUCCGCAAUCUACAUGUGAAUCAAACGAGGAGAACAAAAGAUACGUGUCUAA